Messenger RNA from Symbiodinium natans, 564 nucleotides. The record is from the annotation of a GenBank genome assembly. Lineage: Eukaryota; Dinophyceae; Suessiales; Symbiodiniaceae.
AUGGACUCUGCGGAUUUAUUGAAACAUCUUGAGAGCGAAAUUCUCUUCAAGAAAGCCAUCGACUCUAUGGAUCUAUUGAGACAUCUUGAGAAGAAAAUACCCUUCAAGGUGGUCGUGGGCCCUGAUAAGGAAAUUACCUUCAAGGUAACCAUGGGAUCUGUUGGUCUAUUGAGGUAUCUUGAGAAGGAAAUUCCCUUCAAGGUAUCGAAAGGAGUUGGGAAUCUAUUGAAGCAUCUUGAGAAGGAAAUUCCAUUCAAGGCGUCCGCGGUCUCUAUGGAUCCAUUGAGGCAUCUUGAGAAGGAAAUUGCCUUCAAGAUGACCAUGGGCUCUGAGGAUCUAUUAAGGCAUCUUGAGAAGGAAAUUCCCUUCAAGGUAUCCAUGGGCUCUAUGGAUCUAUUGAGGCAUCUUGAGAAGGAAAUUUCCUUUCAGGGAUCCAUAAUCGAGAAGGUGAUUCCCUUCAAGAUAUCCAUGGGCUCUGGGGAUCUAUUGAGGCAUCUUGAGAAGGAAAUUGCCUUCAAGAUGAUCAUGGAUUCUGGGGAUCCAUUGAGGUAUCUUGAGAAAUAA